AUGGUCGCUACGGGUCCCAUGCCGGCAGCGCCGGGGAUGGCGGCCAGGACCGCGGCGGCCCCUAUGGCAGCCGCCGAGAGCCUGGGAUUCGCCACAGGUGGUGCCCAGGACGUUGAGAACUUCAGGGAGAACGUCAAGCAGGGGUACCUCCCGCUGCCCACAGACGUCACCUUCGAGGGCAUCGCAAAGGACUACUACUUCGACACCCGCAGCUCCAACACCUCUGAGCCCUGCACCGACCUGUUCUGCCCCAUCUACUCCCUGGCAGCCGCCCCAGACCCGCUGCUGGGUGCUGGCGGGGACAACGCCACCCAGCUCUACAUGGCUGUCGGCCUCGACUCAGGCAAGGCCUCCGACUUCCGCCGCCCGCGCCUCAACCUGCUCGUGCUGCUGGAUGUGAGCGGGUCCAUGGGGGAGAGCUUCAGCAGCUACUACUACGAUCAACUCGGGCAGCAGGUGGCACAGCCCAGCGGGAGUGAGGAGCAGAGGAGCAAGAUGGAUGUGGCCAAGGAGGUUCUGGCGGGGGUGGUGGGCAAGCUGGGGCCCGACGACUCGUUUGGCGUGGUGCUGUUCAGGCAAAUGGGCAGAGACAUUGCCGACACCAGCGGCACCAACAUGCAGGCCGGCCUGGACGCAGCCACCGGUGAGAUGAGGGCGUGCCGCACCUGCAUGGAGGCAGACAGGGCUGCCACCGAGAACCGCAUCGUGCUCAUCACCGACGCCCAGCCCAACCAGGGCGACAUCAGCGACGAGGGCCUGCUGGCCCGCCUCAAGGCCAAUGCCGCAGACGGCAUCCACACGACCAUCAUCGGCGUGGGCCUGGACUUCAACACAGAGCUGGUGGAGGGCAUCAGCAAGGUGCGCGGAGCCAACUACUUCAGCGUGCAUUCGCCCGGCGAGUUCAGGCGCCGCCUCACCGACGAAUUCGACUACGCCGUCAGCCCGCUGGUCUUCGACCUGUCCCUGGCUGUGGACCCGGGCAGCCUGGGAGAGCAGGGGUGGAAGGUGCUGCACGUCUACGGCUCGCCCAACCCAAACGACACCGCCCUGAACGCCGCUGGCACCGUCACGCAGGUCAACACGCUGUUCCCCUCCCCCAAGACUGAGGAGGGCAUCAAGGGCGGCGUGGUGCUGCUGCGCAUGCGCCCACCGACCGCCGGCGACGCCCCCCUCAAGCUCACCGUCACCUACACCGACCGCUCGGGCCGCCAGUUCAGCUCCCAGCGCACCGUGGCAGUGCCGGAGCAGGCCCUCCCUGCUUCAGGCGCUGUCAGCAGCGAUGGCAGCAGCUUCUUCGGCUCCAGUGGUGUGCGCAAGGCGGUGCUGCUGGCUCGCUACACAGACAUCCUGCACGACUGGCUGCUGGAUCAGUGGGCAGCAGUGGAUACCAGCCGCCGCCCCAUCGCCAUCCCCGCCACCGACUGCGCCAGCCUGCCCGCUGACUACUGCCCCGUCCCUGUCGAGCUGUACGGCCAGCGCAGCAUCGCUGGUGGCUGCGCCCUCGAUCGCUGGCUGCUGCCGGAUGGCUGCCUGCUGCCGCCGCCCUACCCCGUGCUGCUGCCCCUGCUGGGGCGCUGGGAGCGGCAGAGCGAGGAGCUGGCGGUUGGGCCUGAGGCGCGCCGCGCUUUCCAGGAGUUUCUGCCUUACUUUGAGGGAGAGAUGGCGGCGGUUGGGGACCCCAGCCUGAGGCAGGAGGUGGAGUUGAUGAACAGGAUCCUGGCGGCAUGA
Molecule: messenger RNA, 1728 nt
Organism: Chlorella variabilis
Lineage: Eukaryota; Viridiplantae; Chlorophyta; Trebouxiophyceae; Chlorellales; Chlorellaceae
Exons: 12
Coding region: 1-1728 (575 amino acids)
Source: RefSeq, a predicted model, not a curated record